AUGAUUGUUAUGACCGUUGAGUACAAGCCGCCCCAUAAGCUAUCUGUUGAGAAUCUUCGAGCAGGUUUGCGACCAAUGCGGUUCUGGAAUGAGGUGGUCAGACCGGGCUCCGUUCCCACGGAGGGCCCUGAAAAACUGAGAUAUAAUGCAGCCCGGCUAACCGGCUCGGCUGUGGUUCAGGAGUAUCAUGUCAUGCUUGAGGAAGGGCUCGAGUACUCAUAUCUGACUAAUGGAAUUGCAUUGGUUUUGCUGUGGGUCCCGUAUGAUAAUCCAGGCACCUUAUACUACUAUCUCUGUGAACCCAACAUGGAAGUUAACCUGGAUGAUGAACUGAAUUCUCUACAACAGCCGCUAACAGCCGUUGCUCGGGUAUUGUGCUUAUGCCUCAUGAGUUUCCGCUCACAAUAUCAUGACCAGGAGUGGCGGAAUGCCACAAAGAAGCUGCCAGAGUGGAAGACAAGUUUUGAUCAUACACGUUCCCAGAUCCCUGAAUCGGAAUUGCAACAAUGCCCGCCAGACUCAGAAUAUACGACAUCGGAGUAUACGAGCUCUGAACAUACUACAUCAGAAUAUGUACCGUCUUCAUCUCCUGCUCCAUCCCCCGCUAACGCCCGUCGAAUACUCACCCGGUCUCGAGCUAGCUGCGCUUCGCCAAACCUGACACCACGUGAUGAUUCUGAUUCUGACGCAGAUCAAGCUCCAGGAGGACGGAAGCGUGGUUUCAGUCAGGCUACAUCAUCUCCUUCAUCUCCUUCUUCUCCAUCUGUUCAACGAUCAGCACGUCUGGCGGGAUCUCGAUAUACUGCGAGCGGCAGCCAAGGUCAGCAGCAUACCGCACAGUUUUGCACCCAGAAAUGUCUACGCGGCCUGCAGCAAGGUGGUCAGCUGGAUGAUAAUUGCCCGAAUGUCAUGCUCCAUCAACGGGGAGAAAACAGCAGCCAACACCCCUUCGAUGCUAAAACACUGACCCAGCAACUCAAACAACAACUAGAUGAAAAUAUCGACCGAGACUGCACACCUCUGGGGGGUUGUGGCGCAUCGGGAGUCCCAUUCAAAGUCACUUGUACGGCAUAUGGAUAUACUAUGGUCGGUAAAGGAACGACUUCCCGACGGUGGGACGAGGUCAAACGUGAGGAAGACGUAUACCGUGUACUCGACCAAGCACAGGGAUCUGCUGUUCCUGUUUUCCUGGGGCCAAUCGAUUUGGCCAAAUCCUACUUCGUACAUGGAGCUGGCGAGAUCUGCCACAUGCUCAUCAUGGCCUGGGGGGGUGAGCCCAUACAUAAGAUGAAGCGUGAUAAGACGAUUACACGUGAGAUUGCGAGGCCUGAGAAGGAGAUUUGCUCCCUGGGAGUCUUGCACCAGGACCUCCGGUCGGACAAUAUUCUGUGGAACGCGGAGCUCGGACGGGCCCUGAUCAUUGACUUUCAUUGCUCCAAACUAAAUUACCGACCCAUGAAAAGGCGGGCGAACUUACAUGGGAACCAUACAUGUGGAACAGAGGCGCGUGAGCAAAAGCGACCUCGUGCAGUAUAUGAAUGA
This is a messenger RNA of Monascus purpureus, 1542 nucleotides long. Lineage: Eukaryota; Fungi; Ascomycota; Eurotiomycetes; Eurotiales; Aspergillaceae. The record is from the annotation of a GenBank genome assembly.